CACUACAGAAGAUCUUUAGACUCCAGAAAUGGAGUGGGUUGUGGUGAAUUCUCAAGUACAUCUCCAGUCUGUCAUAGCGGCACUUGGAACUCAAAUAGGAGACUCAUACGUGGUUGGGGAAACAUGUCUCGAAAAUUUGCACCUGAUUUACCGUAAUCUUUGCAUGGAAGAUAGGACGUCUCGUAGUUUUCGGAGAUCUAUUGGACAUGCCCAAGCUAUCAAAAAGGAUCUAUUGCCGCUGCUCACAAACUCUAAAGAUAAGGAAAUACUAGCUCUAACUAUCAAGAUCUUAGUGAAUUUAACAUUACCAGUGGAAUGUCUCCUAUGCCCUGCCACCAUGACCAAAUCACCGGCCGGAAGCACCGUUGUUUACGAGUUGAACUGGCUCCUCCAUGCAGCCAAGGAAUCAUUUGUGGAUAAGCAUUCCACACGCAGUGUAGUUGAUUUCAUGCAAGAAAUCUUGGAAAAAGUACAUACCACCCAUAAAACUACUUUAGUUCCCCAGUUGGACAAAAUGGAGUGUGAGCACAUCAACACGUGCCUGUUACUUCUACGUAACAUCCUUCAUAUACCUGAAACAAGAGGAGUAUUCUCAUUGUCUCUUCAAAAUCAAAUCAUAUGGAAUUUGUUCACCCAAAAUAUUGACAAGGUUCUGAUCCAGCUGAUGAAUGAAGAUCUAUGCGCUAAUUGGGGUAUCACCAUAGCACAGUUGAUAGCAUUGAUUUACAAGGAUCAACAUGUGAAUACUCUACAAAAGCUGCUCAGUCUAUGGUUCGAAGCCGCGUUAAGUGAUAGCUCAGAUGAUAAUGAAAGCAACACUUCUCCACCUGAGCGGAACAAUGAUUCGUUUUCAAAUACAACAUCUGACCCCACCUCUGACUCAUCCGAAACAGGAUCAGAUAAUGUGAAUCAAUCCAGCACACAGCCACCAAAACAGCAGCAGCCUGCGAGUAUCCAACCAUCCACGAUUAAAGAGAAUUUCGAGAAGCAGCCAGCACCCGAUACUAAUAUGAUUUUGGGGUCUGCUGAUAUCACUCCAAGAAUUCCAACUUCAAGCGGAAAAAAAGUACCUGGAAAAAAAGAAAUUAAAGAAAUUGAAAAGGAUGAUUCUCUCUCCUCAUUUAAGUGUUUCCAAAAUCGAAAGAGCAUUAAGCAGUGUCACUCAAAUGAAGUAUCUGACCGUGGAUAUGACACGCAAGUUGAAAAUCAAGGUUCAAUCUCAACCUCCAGCAAUGAAGAAGAACAACCCUUACGGAAUGCUAAGCCUGCUUUAAAAAUUCAGAAAAAUCGAUUCUCUAAACCUCAACUGAGCGAUAAGGAGAAAAAAGAACUUCAGUCAAAAAAACUAAUGAAGCGUAGUUGCAUCACUUUGAUGAAUAUGAAAGCAUUUCUACAUUAUACACCAAAGGAUGGAGAUAUCUCUCAAUUGUUAAAAGAAUUCACUAUAGACUUCCUCUUAAAAGGCUAUGGUAAACUAGUCUCCGAAUUCCACUCUCAGGUCCUGUUGAACAUCAAACAUAGAGUCGAUACCUCGCAUUUUGUCUGGAUGAUAACUUAUUUCCUGAAGUUUGUCACUCAACUUGAAAUUGAUUACCCACUUAUAAGUUCAGUGGUCUCUUUCAAUACUGUCUCCUAUCUGACGUUUGAAGGCGUAACCUUGUGUGAAGAACUUGAAGCUCUAAAAGUGUGUCCAGAUAAUAAUUUAGACUCGUGUUUUCAUCGUUUACAUCUGGUUGUCAUUGCCAUAUCAGAAGUAUUGCAAGCGAUCAAUUUCUAUAAGGACUGUGCACAUUUAUUGGAAGAGGAUAAAAAAAUAGUUACGCACCUCUAUCGACGAAUUAGUAAAACAGAUAAUUUAAAAGGAUUAUUUCUCUUAUUACUUCGAUUGUUCGACCCAAAGCUUCAGAGCAAGCAGUUUCUGAGCGAUAUAAUUGUCACAAAUCACCUCUUGCUCUCCUUCAUUGAUGAUUCCUCUCAGGAUGGUGGCAAUAUUGAUUUAAUGGAUCACGUCAAGAAUUUUGCCUCAAAGGAAGUAAUGUCAUGCUAUGGACUGUUGCUAGAAAACUUUAAAGAUAACGGAUCAACCAUCAAUAACUGUAUUUUUAACAUGAUGCAUCAUGUUGCUGGAGAUCUGGACCGAAUAGACGUGCUUUUUCAACCCACUAUUUUGAAAACAUUCUCUCAAAUUUGGCAAAUGGCUUUUCAAAUCUGUGAUGACUGGUCUGAUUUAAUUGAAUAUGUAAUACACAAAUUCAUCAACAACCCACGAUCUGCAUCUUUGCUGAACAAAAAGGAAAAGGAAGAGGAUUCUCAAACUGUCAGUAAACAAUCAGAACAGAACUCAGGGUGAUUAAUGAUGGGCAGUUCAAGAAGCUCAUGGAUGCUGAGCCGGUGGAUGAUAACAUGAGCUCAGAGCUUAAUGCCAAGAUUGAAGAGAGCAAAGGAUCAUCAAAACCUGAAGUUCUUGAUGAGAUCCAAGUCCUUCGGGACCAUCUCAUUAAAGAAAACAAGGUUAAUGAAGUGCUCUGGAUCCAGAAUGUACUCAUCGAGUGCUGCUAUGUUAAGUUGUGUCUUGCUCACAAUUUGUCAGACAACAUGGAGCCUAUACCUCUUCAUUUUAUCUUAAUGAAUCAAUCAGUCCCCCUCGUACCAUGGACAAGUGAGCAAGAGGACAUAAUGUUGUAUCAACCAUUCGUCUUAUUUCUACAAAAACUUGGAUUGAAUAUUCCUGGUGAAGCUGGAAACAUGUAUGCUCGCAUUUCUUAUGACUGGAAUCCAAACAUUCUCUUUGCUCUCGCUAAGAAACUUGGGCCCAUUGAUGAGAAAAAACUGAAGUUCGAUCCAACCCUGCUACUUAGACAUGAUGGCUCAAAAGAUAUCAAGGACCCCUUAUUUGAUGACAAUCAUUUUGCUGUGCCAUGUCCAAAACUUGCUCCAUUCGCCAGCGAUACACUUCCAAAAAUACCAUGCAGCAGUUCUCAGGUGGAGGCCAAUUGGAUGCAGGUGGUUCAAAAGUCAAAGAGCCUCUCUACGUUUCCUAGCUCUGGAGAUAAUGAAGAUGUGGAGAUCAAUAGUGUGGGAAGUGAAUCAGAUUUGACACAGAUGUACGUCAGUGACGAAGAAUCGGCUCCAGCAAAACUACCGGAAGUGUUAACAUAAUUCAUAUUGUGCUCAGAUCGUUUUUAGUUUUUUCUGUAUUUUUAUUGUUGAAUGAGCCUGCCUCCUUCCUAAGGCUAUAGAUUAUUUUCUGCCCAGAAGUUUUCCCAUGUGAUAAGAGCUGCAAUGGAAAGCUUGUCAUAGCAAUUGAUAACGCGAAAGAAGUGAUAUUAUGACAGUGAGAAAGCAGGUUCAUUCCCUUUCAAAUAUUUUCAACUAAGUACACUUCAGAGCACAACUCUGUCGAAGGAAAGUUGAAUGAAAAGUGAAUGUAGAUCUGUCAGAAAUCUUAAUGUAGGAUAAAAAUAGUUCAUUUUUAGACGUGAUUUUAUUCUAAUGUGUUCUUUGAGCUUUUCAAAAAAAAUACAACGACUUUUAGAUUUUCUUCUCAGAAAUAUCAUGCAAUAAGUGAGGUUUGCAUUUUUCCAGGAAGAAAAUUAAUAUUUUUCCCCCAGGGAAAUCCAGUCAUACUGUUAAACAAUUCUUCCUUUCAGUUCUUUGAGAGUCUUUUAAUUUUUUUAAUUUGAAGUAACCGAAUGCAUGCAGAUUGAAGUUUACAGCAAUUAAAUGAAGACAUUUCCGCAUCAACUCGAGCAACCACGAGAAAGCACAAAUAAACCUGGUUUAUUUGUUUAUUUGUGCUUUCUUUAAAGCUAGUUAUAAAAUGAAUAAAUUGUCUGAAAAGUCAUAAUUACAGCUUUCUAACAGCAUAUUCUUUUCUCUAGUUUGGUCCUAAAGGACGCUGGCAGAUAGGAAUUGCCUACAAGCAUUGUAAAAAAAUAAUGAAAUACAUGCAGCUCUAGUCAAAUUAAAUUACUAGCUGCUUCAGUGCACCAAAAUCGAAAAGCAACAUACCAAUAGAAAUCAGUACUUUCUACCUGUACUCUCUACUACUCUACAAUCCUACUCUUCACUUGUCUCUAAUACAUCGUAUAAAAGGUGUGGUUGAUAAACAGUUUUACAGAGGGAUACACAUAUCAUUUAAUCUUGUAUGGUGAAUAGAAAAUUCUGGGAGAUGAGGCAAAAACACGUCUUGUUGAUGUAAUAGGGCACUAAACAGGCAACUGCCAUACCUAGGAAUCAACUCAACUCGUACCACUACUGCAUUCACUAUCACAGGUUCUUCAUUUUCAUAUUUUUCUGGAAUUUCAAUAGUAUGAAUCACUAUAUCACCAAGAUAAACGUAACUUUACC
This is a messenger RNA of Bemisia tabaci, 4350 nucleotides long. The record is from RefSeq and is a predicted model, not a curated record. NCBI's taxonomy places the organism in Eukaryota, Metazoa, Arthropoda, Insecta, Hemiptera, Aleyrodidae.